AUGUCAACCAACAGCUCCGUUCCGUCCACCUCCAAUAUCCAGCGCCAAAUCCUUCAGCAAAUCCCAAUCCCCGCCCUCCCAGGCUACGAGUCCCGCCUCGUCCUCCUAACCUACCCUCCUGGCGUCAACGCCCCAGUACACACCCACCCCGUCGCAGCAACCGGUUACGUCCUCGAAGGCUCCGUCCUUUCCCAAUGGGACGGUCCCGACUCUCUCGAGGAGUUCUACACCGCUGGAGACAGCUUCGUCGACCAUGGCACCAGAGUUCACGUCAGGAGCGAGAACGUAAGUCAGGGUGGUACGGGCGUGCUGAGGAUGUUGAUCAGCUAUGUCAUUAAGGUUGGUGAGGCGAAUGUGAAUGCGCUGGAGUAG
Molecule: messenger RNA, 372 nt
Organism: Cyphellophora attinorum
Lineage: Eukaryota; Fungi; Ascomycota; Eurotiomycetes; Chaetothyriales; Cyphellophoraceae
Exons: 1
Coding region: 1-372 (123 amino acids)
Source: RefSeq, a predicted model, not a curated record